Messenger RNA from Callithrix jacchus (white-tufted-ear marmoset), 1779 nucleotides. It is a transcript of the gene CHCT1, whose product is annotated as CHD1 helical C-terminal domain containing 1. Lineage: Eukaryota; Metazoa; Chordata; Mammalia; Primates; Cebidae. The record is from RefSeq and is a predicted model, not a curated record.
GGCCCCCGAGCGCCUCCCGGUGGACUCGGGCGGCAUCGGGACUCCGCCUACCGCGUUUCCACAGUCGGCCUUGGGUCCCUGGAGGGUUCGCCGGUGGGAAGAGCCUGGGUCACGGGACUUUCGCCGACACCCUGCGCCCAGCCUGGUGGCUGUGCACACGAGGGCGUCGACGGGACCGUCCACGUCUCAGCCUGUCCUCUGUGAGGCGGGGCCGCGGCGGUACCUCUCCCAGGGAAGGCCGCGCGGAGGGUUAAUGAGUCCUAGGCGCUGGCGGGGAUCUCUGUACAUCCCCAAAACACACCCCAUCCGAUACCCAGCACCCAGUACCGAGGGCCUAUUAACAACUUCCCGGAGGCCGGAGGGGCAGGGCGGGCUCGCUGUGUCCUCCCUCUCAGCGCUCUCGAGGCCUCCGUCCCGAAUCAGAAAAGGAUCUUACAAACCCUGUGCCUCCUCUCGGGGAGCCCCCCCAACCCACUGCGUAACCCAGCAGGGAGGAAUGGCACAAGUGAAGGAAAAUGCGUUCAAAAGCCUUACCAGGAGGUGUCAGAAUCAGCAGCAUCUGACAGUACUCUUGGGAGAAAGGACGCCCGCCCCUCCUGGCCAGCUGUUCGCUCUGCCAAAGCCCUGGCGCGACCCCGCACAUCUUGCUCUGUUGCCUACUCCAGAUCCCAGUUAGAGGAGCAGGCUGUGGCCACCCCUAAGAAUGAGGUGAUGGGAGCCGGUUGGGGCUGGGCUCUGUGUUGGUAGUUGUCAUGGUUUUGCUCCGAGUUCUGGAGCCAACCUGCCCACUCCCUGAGACGUCCAGGUCACAGAAGCAGUAGGUUAGAAGCCAGAGGGGACGUAAGGAGUGCCACUCUGGAGCCUACCGGCACGCCUGCUAAGAUGGAGGCCUCAGAUGGACAAGGGGGUGAAGGGGACAAGCCACUGGAGAAGGUGACAAAUGUGCCCUGCCUGGAGACAAGCUCCAGCACCAGCCCUGCCAGAGACUCACUCCUGCGCCAUGCCAAGGGCCUGGAUCAGGACACAUUCAAAAUUUGUAAAGAAUACCUAAGACCACUGAAGAAGUUCCUGCGAAAGUUGCACCUGCCCAGGGACCUUCCCCAGAAGAAGAAGCUGAAGUACAUGAAGCAGAGCCUUGUGGUCCUAGGGGAACACAUCAACACUUUUCUGCAGCAUUACUGCCGAGCCUGGGAAAUCAAACACUGGAGAAACCUGGGGCCUCUCUCUUGCAGGAUGCUCUGGCGGUUCGUCUCCCUCUUCUCAGAGCUGGAAGCAAAGCAGCUUUGCCGACUUUACAAAUACACCAAGAAAAACCAGCCGGCCAAGUUCCUGGUGGCAUUGUACCCCUCGGAUGCACCAGAGAGAUCCUCGCUGGCCGUCCAGGAAGACAGUCUGCCCAAGCUCUGUGAUGCCUGGGGGCUGCGUGGUGACAUCAGCAGCAUGAAGGAGCGGCUGUCCAAGAUGCAGGCCCCAGCUCAAGGGAGCUCCCUGACUGGGGAGCAGACAUCCCAGGACCAUGUCGAGAGAGAUUCUUUAAGGAAACUUUCUCAAACAUCAAAACUCAAGAGAAGGAGGAUAAAGGAAGUCCCAGAAUCUCCAGAGACUGACCCAUAAGAAGACCUGCUGGGAUAAAAGGCCAGCUCACCCUGGCUCUCAGAGCAUGGGGAAUGGGGACCAAAAAGGGGAAAAAAGAAAAUUAUCCUUAUCAAGGGGAUGCUCAGGUCUUAAUUAGAAAUCAAUGAGGUGGGAAAUAAACAUUCUUAUGACAGUUCUACUUUA